GCUGUGAAGACGCUAGCGUGGUCAUCGAAUGGACGCCAGCUUUUCACUGCAGGUGAGGGGUACACGAUCAGAAAGUGGGCGACCAAAACGGGAGAAGCCUCUCUCGACGUAUACAGUCAUUUCCAUAGGAUUCAAUCCUUCGACAUCUCCCACGACUGCUCAUUGGUAGUCGGCAGCACAGAACACGCUGUCCACCUUUGGGAUGCAAAUACCACAGAAAUAUUCGCAAUACCCAUGGAGAGAAAACACGCGUUCACCAGAAUGGUCAAGCUUACUCCAGAUGCAUCUCGGAUUCUUGUGGGGGCAAGCAGCCAGUACAACCCAGAGGCCACGGAUCACAACUCCGGCUAUUCAAUCGAAGUCUGGGACAUCAAAUCGGGUCGACUGAUUCACACUAUUUGGGGACAUACCCAUCCGAUAUCAGCAUUCAGCGUAUCUCAAGACGGCUCAAGAUUUGCAAGCGCAAGUGCAAAAGAUGGCUAUGUUCGUCUUUGGGAUGCUUAUAUUGGGGCUCUGGUUCGCUCUAUGGAUCACGAAAGUGAUGUUCUAUCAGCCGCGUUUUCUUCAGAUGGAUCGCACAUAGCUACUGGAACACUGGAAGGUUAUAUCAGAAUCUGGGAUAGAGCAACGGGGAAAUUGGUACUUGGGGAGGUAGGGCCAUGUCCAUCAAUGAUUUGA
Messenger RNA from Coniophora puteana RWD-64-598 SS2, 678 nucleotides. Its product is annotated as WD40 repeat-like protein. Gene Ontology annotation, molecular function: protein binding. The annotation marks the transcript as partial. NCBI's taxonomy places the organism in Eukaryota, Fungi, Basidiomycota, Agaricomycetes, Boletales, Coniophoraceae. The transcript has 2 exons. The record is from RefSeq and is a predicted model, not a curated record.